AAAAAAUAGGCGCCAUUGUAAGAUAAGCGUUAGUGUUGUUUAGACAGAUAUUUAUGAAGAAAUAAAUUUUUUCUUCUGCUUAUGUUUUUGAAUGCUUCAAGCAUUCUAGGUUAAUUGAGGUUACGUUUUAAUAACAAAAAUAUUGCAAUUAUGAAGAGGCCCAACUUUAAAGUCGGCGAUAAAAUCUUCGCCAAAGUUAAGGGGUAUCCAGUAUGGCCAGCACGCAUUGUCUCCGAAGCAGGAAAAAAGUUCAAUGUUUUAUUUUAUGGCACUGGUGAAACGGGUUGCAUUAGUAGUGACCAUUUAUUUUAUUACUUGAAAAAUAAGAAAAAGUUCCAGAAGCCAUUGAAAAGUAAAGACUACAUUGCUGCUUUUAAAGAAAUAGAAGAAGCUAUAGAAAAUGAUGGUGGAGAUGGAGAUGAAUCACCAAAUAAAAACGAUUCCCUAGCGGCUGAUGUCUCAUUAAACACUUCGACUGCCAACAAUAGCAUUAUAGAAAAACCCGAAAAGAAAACGGCAGCCAAAAGGAAGCGGCCCUCUGUAGCAGAUGAAGCUGCGGCAGCCGAAACGAGCACACCUAAAAAGAAAUCAUCUCGUAUUUCAAGUAGAAGUGAAGAACCUCAGAAGGUAGAAGAAGGGCAAGACGUAGUCGAACCAGAAACACCUUCUAAAAAACCGGAGGAACCUGAAAAAGUGAUUCCUAAAAAAACUCCAAAAACCAAAGCUAAGGAGGAAAAGAAAAAGGCAGAUAAGAAAGAAGUCGUACAAGAAGUAGAAGAGACGAAAACAACUGACGCCGGGACCAAGGAGGAGAUUCAAGCUGCAACUGAAAUGUUGGUAGAUGAUGAAAAAUCUGAAGAUAAAGACAAACUUAUAGAUAUAAUUGCCGAGCAGGUUCUAAGACAUAAUAUCCUUUAUGCAACCCAUGUAAAGAAGACAGAGUCUUAUUAUAAAGAAAGACCAGUAGAACCGCGAGACGACUCUCCUAAUCAAAUAUUACCGGUAACAACACCAUCCGGUAAUAUAGUAGGCAUCAGACUUCAUAUAAAAUGGCCGGUAGUAGUUAAAAAUGAAUUCGAACGAGCCAUUUACGAUGAAACAGUAGCAAAUAGAGUUUUAGGGACUAAGCAAAAAAUCGAAUCCGGAGAAAGUAAAAUCGACACCAAUGUUGAUUUGAUUAUUCUUAACAUCGGAAAGACAGAAGAAGAAAUUAAACAGAUAUUAUAUGCGAAGAAGCUUGAAGCGAAGAAAGCGAAAAUAGCCAUGCUCAAUUUGGAAGCUGAGUUACUUAAUCUUGAUGUUAAGAUUAAAAAUUGUCUAGGUUUGGAUAAGGCUGAUCCCAAGGAAGCAAUUGGGUAUUUAGAAGAUAUGUACAAACUUAAUUUUGAUGACAUCGUAUUAAAAAAGCAUCUCCAUAUCGUCGAAAUGGUAAGGAGGUUACGUAAAUAUGUCGGGAACACGAAAGAAUGGAAGAUGAAUGAUGAAACUUUGACUGAAUUUACUAAGCAGGCCGAGACUGUUAGGGAAAUGGCAGAGAAAGUUUAUGGAAAAUUUAAGCAAACUGUUAAAUUAAAUGAUAGUAGCACGAGCUUUUUUGAAGGAUUCGCCGAAUUAGUAACUCGAUUCAGAGCAGACUGUAAAGAAUUAGAACUUAGUGAAGCUGAUAUUUUCGGACUAAGUUCUGAACCAAAAUCUCGUGCUGCGUUUAUUAACAGACUGGAGGAGAACGAGAAGGAUAGUACUGAUGGCGCGAACGAUGCCGAAAAAGAAAAGGUAGUAAAUGGAAAUGCAGAGGAAGAACAAAAAAGUUAAAAGUUUCCCGAUGAAGAAGAUGUUGUAUAUAUAAUUUUGAGGUGCGAUUUUGUUCGUUUUAAGGCUUUUUUAUCAAAUUGAUAUCAGAAUUAUGUACAUACGGUUUUCCUUUUCUUACAUCAUUUAUUUAUAGAAUUUGACGUAUUUGAGAUAUAUUUUUAAUAAAUAGUAAUAC
Diabrotica balteata is the source of this 1987-nucleotide messenger RNA. NCBI's taxonomy places the organism in Eukaryota, Metazoa, Arthropoda, Insecta, Coleoptera, Chrysomelidae. The record is from the annotation of a GenBank genome assembly.